AUGAACCCUCUCACCAGCUCCGAAGCGCCGCCCCUCGACGGCACCCCCGUAGCGUCCGCCGACCUCCGCUCCGGCCUCGGCGCUGCCCCGACCCUCCCCGUCUUCACCCUCAACGACCGCAUCGUCGUCGUCACCGGCGGAGCGAGCGGUCUUGGCCUCGUCAUGGGCAAGGGCAUCGUUGAAACCACCCCUCGUAUCACAGCCCACCACGCUGAUGUAUCCGAUCCCGCCUCCGUCGCCUCCUGCAUCGCCAGCAUCCUCUCCACGCACAAAAAAAUAGACUCCCUCGUCACCUCCGCCGGCUUCACCGAGAAUUGGCCCGCCACCGAGUACCCCCCGGACCGCAUGCGCCGCCUCUGGUCCGUCAACGUCGACGGGACCUACCUCUUCGCCGUCGAGGUCGCGAAGCACCUUAUGGAGAGGAAGGCUGAGGGUAGCAUGGUUUUUAUUGGGAGCAUGUCGGGUGCCAUUGUCAACGUUCCCCAGCCGCAAGCGCCCUAUAACGCCUCCAAGGCCGCCGUCCGACACCUCGCCUCCUCUCUUGCUGUCGAGUGGGCCACCUCCGGCAUCCGCGUAAACUGCAUUUCACCGGGCUACAUGCUCACAGCUCUAACCGAAAAGAUCCUCGACGCUCGCCCGGACCUAAAAGAAAAGUGGAUAAGCGGCAUCCCCAUGGGCAGAAUGGGGAACCCGCAAGACCUCAUGGGUCCCGUCACAUUCCUGCUCUCGGACGCCUCGAGGUAUGUGACUGGCGCCGAGUUGAGGGUGGACGGCGGCUAUACCGUAAUUUAG
This is a messenger RNA of Scedosporium apiospermum, 792 nucleotides long. RefSeq lists its product as uncharacterized. Gene Ontology annotation, molecular function: oxidoreductase activity, acting on NAD(P)H, oxygen as acceptor. Bases 1 to 792 code for a protein of 263 amino acids. The transcript has 4 exons. Lineage: Eukaryota; Fungi; Ascomycota; Sordariomycetes; Microascales; Microascaceae. The record is from RefSeq and is a predicted model, not a curated record. Gene Ontology annotation, cellular component: intracellular anatomical structure.